AACAGCUCAGCUAGUCACGUGGUUUGGCAGGUCACGUGGGGUCUCCCAGAGGCCGGAAGUCGGAUUGUGUCGCUUCCUGUGGGUUCGCUAAACACUUUGGCGGGGGGAGAGGCCCCACUGGGGACCGACCCCGGGGCUGUGAGACUGUGAGGGGCGGAAGGCUGAGCCAGUAGAAUGAAGGAUGAGCGGGGCGGCUUCCCAGUAGCAGCGGCACCGGCAGGGGAUGUACGUGGAUGUGACCCCAGAGUGAGCCAGGCCCGGCCCAAGUCACACACACCAGACCUGCACUUCUAGCUUUGGAGGCACCCUAUGUACAAGCAUGCCGGAGAUGACGCAGAACAACACCCCACCCAAGGCUAAGCACAGGAAGAAGAACAGAGAGAGUCACAAUGAGGUGGAACGGCACCGGAAGAAGAAAAUAAACUCUGGGAUAAAUCGCAUCGGAGACCUCAUUCCCUGUUCCCCAGCCCUGAAGCAGAGUAAGAAUAUGAUCUUGGAGCAGGCCUAUAAGUACAUCACGGAACUGAAGAGGCAAAAUGAUGAGCUCUUGCUGAACGGAGGGGACAAAGAGCAAUCGAUUGAAAUCAAAAGGCUCAGGAAGGAUCUGGCUGAAAUCCAGAAGGAGAACGCUCGUUACAUCGAACUUCUGAAAAGCAACGACAUAUGCCUGUACGACGACCCCACCCUGCAUUGGAAGGGAAACAAUAAGAACCCCAAAGCUUCCGUGGUUGUCCCGGCGGAGCAGGCGCAGAAGCCCUUGUGCCUCGGUGGAAACCAGCAGGGUUCUAACAACUCGCCGGCGGCAGCGCAUGGAAUUUCAUUCAACGCGGGGAACAACUUACAGAAGCAAACGGCCAAUGUCGUCCCGGUGCAGAGGACCUGUAAUAUAGUGACGCCUAUCACCAUAUCGGGGGUGUCUCUUUUGGAAGGGAAAGCAUGGCAACAAAGCGCUACAUCUAUAACUUCAUCCAAUCAGCAGGCUUCUCUGUGUCUUCCUUUAACCAGUUCAGCCCCAAUCACUGUUGGUAUCACUACUUCUGAGAGGUCAGUUCUUGUCCCCAUUAGUUCUGCUCCUCAUCCUCUAUUAGACAGUGCGGCAAGCCAGAUACCAUGUUCUUCCGGCCAGACAUCUCUGCAUGGACAGAACAGAGUGCAAGGUAGCGAGAAUGCGACCCAUCAGGAGAGUCUGCCGAAAGUUCCCUCAUCCAUCUCUUCCAGCCUCCCAUCCAGCUUGUCUUCAUUUGUUCCUGAAGUGCCAUUAGUCAGUGUGUCCGGAAUAAGUUUACAAGAAUGCCCCAGUUUGCUCCAGGGGCAGUUAUUGGGAGCUGCCGGCUGCGCGGUGAAGGAUGUCAUCCAGGAGAUCUUUCCUACUGUCAGUACGGACUCCAGCCUUCAGGUGGCAAACUCUUCCAGAGAGGUUCUCGCUACUCCUGCGGAUAUAGCAGGGGGGUCCACUCUUGGUAACAGUUCGGCACCGCUGGAAAGCAGCUGGUCUCUCAGUGCUUUACCGUCUCGGGAAUUGAAAUCCGUGGGCAGUUUGGCGCGGGUUCCCUCGGAUGGUAACACGCAAACCACAUGGACAACUUUACAAGUAGCAGGUAGCACCAUACAGCCAUUAAGCCAAGCGCCCCCUGGUGUUGUUCCCAUGCUAGUAACUGAGCAGCGGCUGUGCCCCAAAGAACCAACACCUUGUGUAAACCUGAACAGUUUCGCAUCGGACGCUGGCAAACCAGUUGAACAAGUAGUGGUUAAAAUGUCAUCUUGCCAACCGGUACAGGUUCAGUCGCUGAUAUCCCAGCCUCAGUCUGCAACCAAUAUUCUUCCUCUUAAUCAGCCAGUACAGGUAAUACAAGUGGCUCAGCCAGUCGCACCAGCUGUCAACCCUGCUCCAGCCAAUCAGAAUAUUAUAUUUCUCCAGCCCCCAGCACCAGCUCCUUGUACCCCUGUUAUCCGGGCAGAGGUGCCCAAGCCCACAAUUGGCCAACAAAUCGUAAUAAUCCAAGCAGCUCCCAAUCAAAAUCCACUUCCUUUAAUGCCAACUCAGCCUACACCCCCUGUUGUCGUACCCCUUAAUCCAGCCAGCUCUGUUGCCUGCCCUUCAAACACUGUGCAAAGCUCGGCUCCACCACAGACUUUUGGUGGCAAACAUCUUGUCCAUAUACUGCCGAGACCCACCACUUUAGUAACACCUUCCACCACCCAGUCUGUGCCUACUUCCACAGCGAGCUCCAACCAGCAGCCUCCAACGAUUUCUCUAAAUGGACAGUUGUUUGCAUUGCAGCCGGUGACUCCUUCCGCUGGCACCUCCAGUCAGACACACAUGCAGAUUAUCCAGCCCACCACCAGUGAAGACCCCAACACUAAUGUUGCCUUGAAUACCUUCGGUGCUUUGGCCAACCUCAGCCAGAGUAUCUCCCAAAUAGCCGGACAAAGUUGCUUACAGUUCACUGUUAACCCUUCUGCAGCUUCUUUACCAUCCACCAGUAUCCCCUUAAGUUGUGUCUCUACCAGCGGAGCUUCAACCACUACUGAAAGUCCGUCGAUUACCUCAGCCCCGACAAAAACUGCAAGUGCAAAACCUGUGGGCGGAUCACCAAGUGCAAAAGCCAAGAAACCAAUAAAAAAGGCAAAUGCUAAGAAAUCGGCUUCUUCUAGAAAAGAGGAUAUUCCCUUUACUAAAUCCGAUAAGCCGGAGUCCUCGUGUAUAGAGAGUGCACCGCUGCCCUCUAGUGGAGAGGUUCAGAAACGCCAAGAUAACGUGUACGUGGUGACUUCUGCCCCAGAAAACACAAACGUCUCUGACAUUCAUUUACCCAAAGCUAAUAGUACUGAUAGCACCCAGGAAAUCAGCACCCUGGCUGUAUUAAAUAGCGGUGUGGAAGAAAGGCUGCUCCCCGAAUCCAGAGAACAGUAUUCCUCAGGAUUUUCAUCCACCAGAGACGGCAGUUCUACCACAGACACUUGUAUAACUCGGAUACCAGGCUCCGCCUCAUCGGAAUCGCUUAAAUCUCUUGCUGUAACCAAUAUCCCCCCAGAGCCUGUAUGUCCGCAACCCAUGCACGAUACGUCCGUUAGGGAAUGUACCACUCAGGCAGGGGAAUCCACAGAUAGGCCAACCCAAGUCUUCACCUCCUCUGAUUGUUGUGUUAGUGAAAUGAACUCUGCCGCUUUAACUGCAACCGAUUUGCUAGAAGCACAGAUUUUGUCAGAUGAUCCAAAAGGGAAAUCUCUCUCUGUAGCGGAAUCCACAAAAGAGAUGGUCGGAGAUGAACUGAUCUACAGAAAAGAUAAGUCCAAGGAAUCUGUCGAACAAGUAAAGCAGGAUGUAUCCGUGCUUCCGAUGGCAGCGGGUUCUGUUUCCCAGCACCAGUCCAAUACCGCUGAGCAGGAGAUGGGAGUCUGUAGUUCUGUGGUUACCAGCAGGCAAACAGACUCCCCCAUGUCUACCAGCUCUAGUAGCAGCCGCAAUUUUUCCGUUGCCUCCAUGUUGCCAAAUACAAAUAGGGAAGACGUGACCACUAACGCUCCCCCAGCCCCGGAAUUUACCGGCUGUCCAUUUGCCGAACAAAGUGAUAUCGUUGCUGUCGCUGCAAGGGCCAUUUUUGAGCAAGAAAACCUUGCAAAGGGAAGACCCAGAUUGCAGCCCGAAACCCCCGGCCCGGUUCCUAGUAAUGCCAAUGCGGCACUGCUGGCAGCUGAUUGUAGGAAUCAGUAUAAAGCUCAGGCCGAUAAAGAGAGCUUCGUCCAGUUGCCUGCAAAAUCCACUUCCUUUACGGCUCUCAACGCCAAUCCCGUGCCAGCGUCUGACCGGAUGGAGGAAAAAAAUAACUGCCCCAUGGGAAUCAACACAACAAAUCUGCAAAUUCCAUCAUCUCAGUCUCAAAAUGGAACCAGCUUAAGCAUCAAUAACUUGAUCCAACAUGGCGGCACAACCCAUUCCAUUGUUAACUUUGCAAAUGCAUCUCGGACAUCGGAGCAAGUCACCUUGCCGACGUCCUCUAAACUGCUCCUGCCCUCUGGCAGCUAUGAAAGCCAGGCACACAGAUCCGCCGCCGCUUUACCGGAAUAUUCUCAGGGGCAGCUGCACUCUAUGAAGACCACCAUCAUGCAAGUGACCCACACAACCGAGUCUCUGUUAAAGCAAAGCGAUGAGCACCGGAAGGAUUCUAACAAGCGCUCGGCCCAUGAAGACGGCCUCCUUUCAACCGCCAAGAGGCAAAAGCAGUGCCAGGCCCCGCUGAGACUCGAAAGGAUCCAGCCCCCAGAUGGUCUUGGGGAGCAAAAUGAAAUCCUGGUCAGCCACGUGCCUUCCAAUACGUCUUCCUCUGUGCCUGGCGUUAAUGCGGUGCAUGAAGACGGUCUCGGCACCUUAUUCCCUUCCAGUAAUAGUUUUAUUAGGCAGUCGGAGCUCCGUUGCAGUUCUCAGGCCUCGGUUUCGGAGCAUCAGCAGGGGCAGAUGGUGAGUCAGCACUUAAUACAGCAGCACCCUCCUCCAAAUCAUCAGGGAUCUCUGCACCACAGUAGUGUCCCAUACUUGAAGCAGCAACAACAACAGCAACAAGCCAACCACUUAAGGGAGCAACAUCACUUAUAUCAGCAGCAGCAGCACCAUGUUGCUCAUGCAGAGAGUGCUGUACAUUCCCAGUCUCGCAGUGUGCAGCAGCGGCUUAUCCAGCAGGAUGUACAGAUGCAGAAGAAGCAGGCUUCCAUACAGAGCAGCCAAGCUACACGCAUGUCCCAGAACCACCCAAAAGGAGCCCAGACACACUCUCAUCACCAGCAGAUCCAGCAGCAAAUGCAGUCUCACUUUGGACCUUCCCAGGCAGACAAAACGUGCGAGAAUGCCACAGCCAACCGGAGCCACCGCGGAACGCACCCACAGAGCCACGUGUCCCAGGAUAUACUCCACCAGCAUCCGCAAGAUGUUGGCAGCAGAACCCAAGGGCCACCCGUGUCUUCAGAGCACUUACCCAGCCACAGCCAAGUUCAGAGGCUGAUGACCUCGAGGAGUUUAGAGCAGCAGUUGGUUUCCCAGCCGAGCAUCAUCUCCAGACCAACAAACAUGGCUUGCACCCCGCACCGGCAAGAAAGGAACAGAGUCUCUAGUUAUUCCGCCGAGGCCCUAAUAGGCAAGAGCACUUCCAAUUCUGACCAACGAAUGGGAAUAUCCGCUCAGGCCUCCAGAGUCUCGGAACAACACGAAAUGAGAAAGUAUCUGGAUAUCUCUAGAAAUAAAGGCCUGGCAGUUCAUAACGUUCAGGGGCAGUUAUCCAUUGAGCACCCCAUUAAUGCCGAUGCCCAACGGCUCCCCGAUUGCCAGUCUUUUAAGGCGGGUGGGUCUAGUCAGCAGCAACGGGGAAGCUUUGAUACUCAGACUUCGAGACCUAAUGAUGUAAACACCGUCCCCUCCAUGAGGGGCAUGCAGGCCCAAGCCUAUAGGAUUACCCAGAACCCAAAUUUGUCCAUGGAUCAACAAAAACAUCUUUCAUACCAGCCUGGGCCGGAAGUAUCCCUCUCCAACGCUCUGCCCAUCCGCGAUAAUGACAAUUCCUGCCACCAGAGCUUCAUGCAGAGUUUACUGACACCACAUAUCGGAGAGCAGGUCGGCGUGGGCCAGAGGCUGAUUUCCAGCAAUCAGAGAAACGCCCAGUAUAACGCGGUCUCUGCCGUCGAGUACGGCUGCCCUGCGGCCCGCGAUGCCGUUCAUCUCCGAAGAGACGGCGACGGACAGAAUAGGGAAAGCUGCGACUUGGCCAUUGCCCAAGUGACUUCAAGGAGCCAUUCUUUGAGUAUUCCCUUCUCCGGUUCUACCUCCUCUGUGGAAAUUCCGGGUCGCAGCAGCAGCCCCAAUGCUUCGAUGCAGAAGUCGAUGCGUCCUAACGAGACGCAAGGUGCAAAAAACCAUUUAAACAUUCAGGUUUCCAUUAACAUGCACGGGGUGGUCCAUCCGACUCUUCCCCAGCAAUCCGUUUCCCAUAACAACCAAAAUGUGAGGCUGCCCAAUCCCCCCGUAACUCAGCGCUCCCGACAUUUGCUGCAGGACGACGGCGACUCCAAGAGCCGUCAGCCGGAAAGGAACCGUCUGGCCAACCAAAGGCACAGCAACAUGUUUGAGCCGGCCCUGCCCCACCUUCCCCUAACUGGUCCCAGUAGCAUGAUACUGGGGCGCCAGCAGACGGUGAAUGAUAAAAGGCCGGGUAUUGUCCGCUUCAUGCCAGACAACGGGCAGGUUUCCGGUGACAAUUCCGGUGACCAGCACAGUCUGACUCAAAACUUUGGCUUCCCGUUUAUUCCCGAGGGGACGAUGAACCCCCCAAUCAAUGCAAAUGCCUCAUUCAUCCCGCCGGUUACCCAGGCUGCCGCUACCCGCACCCCUGCCCUUAUCCCAGUUGAUCCCCAGAAUACACUGCCAUCUUUUUAUCCCCCAUACUCCCCUGCUCAUCCGAGCUUGUCCAAUGACAUUACUAUCCCCUAUUUCCCCAAUCAGAUGUUUCCGAACCCCAGCACGGAAAAACCCAACAGCGCUGGUUUGAACAACAGGUUUGGGACCAUUUUAUCCCCCCCGCGGCCCGUGGGCUUCUCUCAGACCACCUUCCCUCUCCUCCCAGACAUGCCCCCCAUGCAUAUGGCCAACCCCUCCCAUCUGUCCAACUUCAACUUAACCUCCCUAUUCCCCGAAAUUGCUACUGCGCUUCCCACCGACGGAUCCGCCAUGUCCCCUCUGCUCUCCAUUUCCCACUCGUCUGGAUCAGACUCUUCGAAGCAGAACCGACCCGCACACAACAUAAGCCAUAUCUUGGGCCAUGAUUCCAGCUCGGCCGUGUAAGAACCUUCCAUGGGUUAUUGUCAGGGGGAGUGUUUAGCUACAGUUUAAAGGACAAGUCAACCCAGAAUAUCAUUUAAAAGAAAACCUAAUUCUAAGCAACUUUGCAAUAUACAUUCGUUAUACAUUUGUAAUGGUGUUUGAGUUAUUUGUAUAUAUAAUUAUUAGAAGCAGCGUCUGUCCCUUCCUAUUCCCUGCCCUGUGGGCUCUGACUGAAACACUGUAACACAAGGCAGCAGCCUGACAGACCUGACUCGCUGGGGGAGACCGACCCCUGAAACAGUGUAA
Messenger RNA from Xenopus tropicalis (tropical clawed frog), 7111 nucleotides. It is a transcript of the gene usf3, whose product is annotated as upstream transcription factor family member 3. The record is from RefSeq and is a predicted model, not a curated record. The transcript has 7 exons. Gene Ontology annotation, cellular component: nucleus. The coding region runs from base 320 to 6826 and encodes 2168 amino acids. NCBI's taxonomy places the organism in Eukaryota, Metazoa, Chordata, Amphibia, Anura, Pipidae. Gene Ontology annotation, molecular function: protein dimerization activity.